Planococcus citri (citrus mealybug) is the source of this 658-nucleotide messenger RNA. It is a transcript of the gene EbpIII, whose product is annotated as Ejaculatory bulb protein III. The transcript is spliced from 2 exons. The record is from RefSeq and is a predicted model, not a curated record. Lineage: Eukaryota; Metazoa; Arthropoda; Insecta; Hemiptera; Pseudococcidae. The coding region runs from base 16 to 489 and encodes 157 amino acids.
UUAUAUACAUCCUCCAUGGUCAUCAUAACACAUCAGUUCGAAAGUACCGAUAUUGUUAGUGAUACAACAACGUCGCGUCAAAUUAAAUUAUUACCUAAGAUGAAGUCGUUUACUUUUGCUACCUUAUUUUUGAUCGCUUUCGCUGUUACGUUGGCCGAAGAUAAAUAUACCAAUAAAUAUGAUAAUUUCGAUGUAGAUUCCGUGUUACAAAAUGAUAGAAUUUUGUCCAAUUAUAUCAAAUGUCUUUUGGGAGAAGGACCGUGCACCAACGAAGGACGUGAAUUGAAGAAGGUUCUCCCAGACGCCCUAUCCUCCGGUUGCGACAAAUGUAACGAAAAACAAAAAUCCGUCUCACGCAAAGUUCUCGUCCACUUGAUCGAAAAGAAACCAGCCGAAUACAAGAAGUUAUCCAAGAAAUACGACCCAGAUGGCAAAUUCGAACAAAAAUACAGAGCCGAAAUCUUAAAUGAAAAACCUGCUAAAGCUUAAAAAUUUCGACAUGUUCUCGUUAUCUUAUAAGUUUCGCUAUAUUUUUACGUACGAUAGGUAUAUUAUGUUAAUAUACGGUUCAGCGCCUGUGCUAAUUUUGUAAAAAGUUUCUUUUUUUAUAUCUUGUCAAGUACCUAUAUAAUAUUUAUUAAAUUAUUAUUCUCAUACA